GUUGGUCACUGACCUUUUAUGUCAGAGGUCACUAACCUCAUAAGAGGUAUCCGUGUUUUAACUGUACGUGCCGAGAACGCGAUAUUUUAUCUGAGGAAAUUUGAACGUUCUCUCGGCACAAACUGAACGGUGUUAUAAUUUGGUCUUUAAUAUGUAAGGCACUCGAAUACAGGAAUUAAACUAAACGAACUCUAAGUUACAACAUAAUGGCGACGAGGAUGUUGAACUAAUUAAGUAGAGUAACGUAACGUCAGAUAUCGAGUGUUAUCAUGAUAAUUUUUAUUUAAGAGAAGCUUGGUGCAAAGUAACUUAACAGACGUUUGAGUGAGUUGGAGUGAGGCUGAACGGUGAACUGAGUCGUGACUGUUGCAUAUAAUUGUGGAUAUCACUGUGGACCCGGAACAGGCCACAGCAAGUAAAUAUGGCGCUCAGUCUCAGCACUCCAGAGAAGUUCCAUGAAGGUGAAGACUUCGAUAUAUGGCUAGAUGGAUUUGAAGUGUACCUGUGUGCUUUAGGCAUAGAAGAAGUGACUCGGAAGAGAGCACUGUUGCUUCAUUUACUGGGCACUGACAUCCAACAGAAACUAAAGGAUAUGGCUGAAAUUGAAUCCGAUUCAGCACUGCCAAAUGACUAUGAACGCACCAAAGCAAAGCUGAGACGUAUUCUUAAACCCCAGGUCCGAACUCUGUACGAAAGGAACAUAUUCCACAACAUGACCAUGAUGGACCGAGAUGAAAAUAUUAGAGAUUUUGUGGGGCGCUUGAAGAAACAGGCAGAGAAGUGUGACUUUACUCGGGAGCAGAGAACUGAGCUCAUUCGUGAUAUGAUAAUCUCACGGUGUCCGCACUCUUCGCUGCAAGUCAGAAUGCUUGAGGCACAGCACCUGACGGCAGAAGAUGCAAUCAAAAUGUGGGAGUCGUUUCUGCAGGUCCGAGUACAGGCAAAGAAACUUCAAGAGAUGAAUCUGACAAAAGAAGUCAAUCCGAGUCCGGAGCAGGAGCCGAAGAAAGAAGGAGAGUCGGCCUACCGAGUCGUCGGUGAAAAAGGCCAGAAAAGUCCGUUCCAACACGGCGACAGAAAAGGCGGACAGAGUCGAGGCCCAUGCUACCGAUGCGGAAGGAGUUCGCACAAAGCGAGUGACUGUUUAGUCACCAGAGGGAAAACGUGCAACAAGUGCGGAGGCAAGAACCAUUUUGCCAAGAUGUGCAAAAGCCGCCAAGAUGAUGGACCGAGCUACAAGCGGCGAGUGAAUGCCACAAGAGACGAAGUCGAAGCAGAUCGGACAGUGAGUGAUUUCGACGACUUUGCGUUCACGUCCGAGAGCAGCAGCGCUGAAGGACGUGGCACACUGACCUCAGUGCAGCUAAACGGUCAGACUGUGAGGGUUUUGGUUGACACAGGAGCCUCAGCAGAUAUUAUAACAAGAAAAGACUUCAAAACACUGGUCGGUUUCAAGACAGUGAAGACUAACCGGCGUCUGCUGCCGUAUGGCUCGAAGAUCCCUCUGAAGCUGGAUGGUCAGUUCUUGGCGACAACGGCGGUGAACGGCAGAGAGGUCCAGAGCUGCUGGCUGAUCGCGGCCCACGGCCAAGUUUCGCUUCUGAGUGGAGUAACGGCGGAGCUGCUCGGACUGAUAUCCACCGGGAAACACGUCAAUCAAGUAGCGGAGAACGGCAGCCAGCGCCUAUCACUCGAAGCGAUUCUGAAGGAGAACAAGGAUGUGUUUGAAGACAAGUUAGGACAACUGGCUGACGUAAAGGCCCAUUUGAGGCUAAAGGAAACGGCAGAGCCCGUUUUCAAGCGAGUCAGAACGGUCCCAUAUGCCCUGCAAGACCAAGUUGAGAGCGAGCUGAAGAAAUGGGAAGACAGUGGAAUUGCUGAGAAGAUCGAAUAUUCUGACUGGGGAACGCCACUGGUGGUGGUUCCGAAGCCCGGAGGAGGCAUCAGGAUUUGCGGUGACUACAAGUGCACUGUGAACCCUCAGCUUGAGGUUCCGAAACAUCCAAUGCCAACCUUAGAAGACAUUCUGGCAAAGCUGCCAGAUAUGAAGUUCUUCUGCAAGUUGGACCUCAGCACAGCGUAUUUGCAGAUGACGCUGGACGAAGAGAGCCAGAAGAUGACGGUGCUGAACACUCCGAGGGGACUGCUGAAGAUGAAGCGGUUACCAUACGGGAUAGCAGCCUCUCCAGCUAUAUUCCAAAGCACGAUGGAGAAGGUGCUUGAAGGCCUUCCAGGAGUGACAUGCUUCCAAGAUGACGUCCUUGUAGCGGGACCAACAGAGGCUGAAACAUUAGAGCGGUUAAGUGAAACGCUGAAGCGACUGAAGAAGUGGAAGCUCGUCCUAAAAAGGAAAAAGUGCGAGUUCAUGAUGAAGUCGAUUCGGUAUCUUGGAGUGGAACUCAGCGGUGACGGCGUGAAACCAGUGAAGGAGAAGGUGACCCCGGUGUUGGACGCUCCCAGACCUCGGAACACGGGUACUGGCGGAACCGUUUCACACCGAAGAUAACGGCCAGCCCUUCCCGUUCGACCUGGGCAUAAUUCUUCUCGGCUGUGGAUAGGCUUCUGGAGGCAAAUCUGACAGGCCUCUCGUUCCCGUCUCCGUCCACCUGCACGAGAACGGCUCCUAAGCCAUACGGACUGGCGUCCGUGAUCAAACGCACUGGCUUCCGUCCGUCGUAAUGUGCCAAGACGGGUGCUUGAGUGAGCCUCUUCUUCAGCUCGUUGAAGCUGGCUUCUUCAGUCGCCGUCCAUUUCCACUUUUGGCCUUGGCUUCAGCAGGUCGAGUUUGGUACGCAUCACUCUCCCCAUCAUAGCUUCUGCCGGGGCGACUCCAGUGGUGCUGUGCUGGGUGUUUCGGUACAUCAUCAGGAACGAUGACAGCUGUAGUUCCAGCGGACGGUCAUCUCCGCUCAGAAGACAUGCUUUGAGCUUCUGCUUGACUGUUUGCACCAUUCUUUCAGCCAGUCCGUUAGACUGAGGUCGAUAUGGUGCGAUUCGGAUAUGUUUUAUCCCCAGCUUUGUCAUAAACUCUUCAAACUCUCUCGAGGUCAGCUGCGCUCCGUUAUCCGUCACAACUUGCACCGGAAUUCCCCACCUUGCAAAUAUCUUGGAGAGCUCACUGAUUGUUGCUUCUGCUGUGACUGUCUUCAUGGUGACUAUCUCUGGCCACUUGGUAUGACUGUCUACUACGACUAGGUAAUGUUGACCUCUGAAAGGUCCUGCGUAAUCCAGAUGGAUCCGCUCCCACGGGUUCUUCGUAUGUUCCCACGGAUGUAGAAACACCGCUGGUCUCUCGUUUUGUCCAGCUUGACAUCCUGCACAGCCUCUUACAGCUUCUGUCACAUCUUCAUCGAUCUUUGGCCACCAAACAUAACUUCGUGCCAACAUCUUCAUCUUGCUGAUGCCUGGGUGGCUGCUAUGAAGUUCACGGAGCACCUCGGCUCGCAGAUUCUCCGGUACCACGACUCUGUUACCCCAGAGAAUACAGCCACAGGUGAGCGACAGUUCACUCCUCUUUGCUUCAAACGGUUGCAGCUCGGAUGGGAUCCUUUCCGGCCAGCCGCUGAGGAGGUACUGUGCCACCUUUGAUAGAACUCUGUCUCGACCAGUGGCCCUCUUGACGUGUUCACAGGUGAGUGGCGCCAUCCUGUCCCACUGCUCCAGGAAGCACACUGAAGCUUCAUCUGUGAUCCUGUCAGUCUCCUCUGCUUCCGGAACUGGCAAACGAGACAAGAAGUCAGCCAUGGGAAUGUCUGCUGCUUUUCUGUACUCCACAUCAUAGGUAUACUCUGCCAGAAUCAACGCCCAUCUUUGCAUUCGGGCAGCUGCUAGAGCAGGGCCUGGCGUCUUUGGUCCCAGCAUCGUUGUCAGUGGCUUGUUAUCAGUCACUAAUGAGAACUUUCUGCCCCACAGGUACUGGCGGAACCGUUUCACACCGAAGAUAACGGCCAGCCCUUCCCGUUCGACCUGGGCAUAAUUCUUCUCGGCUGUGGAUAGGCUUCUGGAGGCAAAUCUGACAGGCCUCUCGUUCCCGUCUCCGUCCACCUGCACGAGAACGGCUCCUAAGCCAUACGGACUGGCGUCCGUGAUCAAACGCACUGGCUUCCGUCCGUCGUAAUGUGCCAAGACGGGUGUGCCAAGACGGGAUAGGCUUCUGAAGCCAAGGCCCGCCGACAAGGUGCUAAAUGCACAGGCGAAACAGAUGGAAAACGGCAGCAAAAGAUUUCCAGAAUACCAGUCUGGAGACAAGGUGCUGGUACGCAACUAUGCAGGCGGACCAAAAUGGAAGGAGGGCCAUGUUAUUGGGCGAACAGGACCAGUGUCCUAUCAGGUGGCAGUAGACGGACUGACAUGGUCCCGUCACGCAGGACAGCUGCUUCCGCUGGGACAUGCCAGCAAGCCAGCCUCGAGAGCAGCCGAUCCACGAGCAGGCUCAUCCGAGACACGAAUACUUGGAACUGAAACGGAGUCAAGGAGGAACAAUUCACCGCUUCGUCAGCGAGUAACCGAGAUGUCCUCCCGCCCAGUGACACGACAAUCGGUUCCAGCUGAACCGCGACCACAAGAGGUCAGCAGGAGCAACCCAACUGAUGACGACAGGGUCCCUGAUACGGACACGACGCUGUCGGAAGCCGGGUCAUCUGUUGAACAUUCAAAUGACGCUGAAAGGAGCACAGAAGGGAAAGAUAUAGCAGAAGAUGGACACAGCGAUGGAGACCCGUCCUCUGGCCAGGAUGUUACUACAUGCUCUGGCCGAACGAGGAUAUUCACUAGAAGUGGCCGAGAAGUACGCAGGCCUCUCCGUUUUCAAGCAGGGGAGCCAUAAAGGUCACAAGCGGAGUGGGGUCACAUUUUAGGGGGUGUGAGUUGUUGUGUUGGUCACUGACCUUUUAUGUCAGAGGUCACUAACCUCAUAAGAGGUAUCCGUGUUUUAACUGUACGUGCCGAGAACGCGAUAUUUUAUCUGAGGAAAUUUGAACGUUCUCUCGGCACAAACUGAACGGUGUUAUAAUUUGGUCUUUAAUAUGUAAGGCACUCGAAUACAGGAAUUAAACUAAACGAACUCUAAGUUACA
Molecule: messenger RNA, 5074 nt
Organism: Amphibalanus amphitrite
Lineage: Eukaryota; Metazoa; Arthropoda; Thecostraca; Balanomorpha; Balanidae
Exons: 2
Coding region: 422-2506 (694 amino acids)
Molecular function (GO): zinc ion binding; nucleic acid binding
Source: RefSeq, a predicted model, not a curated record